Molecule: messenger RNA, 2094 nt
Organism: Metarhizium acridum CQMa 102
Lineage: Eukaryota; Fungi; Ascomycota; Sordariomycetes; Hypocreales; Clavicipitaceae
Product: mitochondrial peripheral inner membrane protein
Source: RefSeq, a predicted model, not a curated record
AUGUCAACUCCCAUGGCGUUGCGCUCUCCCGCUCGUCUAACGCGUCACGCCAGCCUCUGGAUCACCCGAUCAUUUGCGACGCGGCAACCUCCUCCGUUCCCUACAGUGUCGUCUUGUCCAUCUCCAACAUGUGGGUGCGCUGCUACGCCUGCCAUGCCUGAGGGUUUAGACAUUGAUCUCAAGAGUAACUUGAAUGGAGUGAUUUCGGGGUAUGCGGAACAAGUGCUCGUUUGUACGGGCCGUGAUGACUGGACGUCGAGGAUAGAGGGUGAGUGUGACGGGGAUAAUUUGGCGGCUGAUUUGAAGGAAUUGUUUGGUAGGGGAGGGAGGUAUAGUGACCCCUUCCACAACAUAUCCGUCAUCAACUCCUCCUUCCCAUCAUCCAUACCUCCUCGCUCCGAACUUCAUUCCACAUCAGCCUACCUCCUGCCCUCAUUCAAGUACAUCCCCUUCCUGCCCCGGAUCUCCUUUGACAGCGUCGAAGCCCUCGCAAAGGGGUUCUUGCUCCCGGAGAAGCUGCACUCUGCCCACGAUGGCCUGUCCCCCGUCCACCGGGACAGACUGACGCGCAAAGAGGCAUACCAGGGCCUGUUGCCGGGCGUCCAAGACGUCAAGGAUGUGCUGGUUCUCAUCUGCGGUCAUGGGGGACGAGACGCCAGAUGCGGCAUCAUGGGGCCGGUCUUGAGGGACGAGUUUGAACAGAAACUUGCACUACGGGACUUCAACGUCGUCGCUGCCCCGGUGGAGGUGAAUCUCGCCAUUGAAAAUACAGAGAGGAUAGGGGGUACCGUUCCAGGGAAAAGCAUCGCUAGAGUGGGAUUGAUCAGCCAUAUUGGAGGACACAAAUUUGCCGGAAACGUGAUUGUCAUGGCAGCGCCACUCCGCACUAUCUUGCGGCCCUCUUGCAAAUGGGCACCGAAAUACAGCUCCAGUCAACCAUGCGCCUCAAUAUCGCGAAAACCCAAACGCUUCCUUUGCACCACUCACACGCACAAGGAAGCUCGUGCAUUUCCAUCCAUUUUCAUCGCCAUCAGUCUCAUGGGCGUAGCGACAUACUACGUCCUCACGCCGACGAGCCACAAAACCCUCAAUAGCGAUUCAUUCAUCCCCUACACCAUCACCUCUCGCCAGCCCAUCUCCCCCACCUCGGUCAUCUUCACCAUUUCGCCGCACCAACAUGACCCUUCGCUGCCAUACUUGCUCCCCAACUCAAAGGAGUGGAAGUAUCCCCUUUGGUCAGUCGAGUUCAAGCAGCCCGAGGUCCAAAUCGCCCGGCACUACACUCCUCUGCCGCCAGCAGACGGGGAAAACACCCAAGACGGCACCCUCCGUUUCUACAUUCGCGCUGUAGGAGGUGGAGAAAUGUCUAAUUAUCUAAAUAGGCUCGGUGUAGGGCGGGACGUCUUCCUCCGAGGGCCGCACACGGGGUUUGAUGUUUUGAAAAGGCUAGGAGAGCAGAAGAAUGUGGUGUUCCUUGCGGGGGGCACCGGUGUAGUUCCCGGUAUGCAGGUUGCCAAGGCCGUUUUGGAGAGAGACACCACCGCAAGCGUAGAGUUGCUAUGGGCCGUGCGGAAAAGGGAAGAGCUGCAACGAUGUUGUCAAAGCGGUUCUGCAAGGCCGUGGUGGAACUUUUGGAGCGCCGCGGCGCCGACUGAGUUGACGGCCGAGGUGGAAGAACCGAGUGCAAUGGGGAAACAGCUCGCGCAGAUGAAGGCCAAGUACGGCGAACGACUUGCGGUCCGCGUGGCCGUGGACGAGGAACGCACACACUUCACAGAAAGAGACAUUGGAGACGCUCUGGCUAGUGGUGGGCGUACACUGCCUGGUCCAGGAUGCCAACUCCACGACCAACGCCUCCAUGUACGAGCGUCUGAGUUUGAAGAUGCCGGUACCAAGUGUCAGUGUUCUCCUGCCGAUAAGCCCGGAAAGAAUCUGCUCAUGGUUUCCGGCCCAGAUGGGUUCAUUGCACAUUACGCUGGACAUAAGAAAUGGAUCGGGGGAACACUGACGCAGGGGACAGUAGGCGGUGUUGCCGGUGUGUUGCAGAAGAAGAAUCCUGUUUUGGCAAACGAUUGGCUUGUUUUGAAGCUGUGA